ACUACCGUACCGUUAAAUGCGAAGUUCGACACCGUCAUCGUCGUCUUCUUCGUCUAGUUUGGACCCGGGAUCGAGAAAGACACCAGUGUCAACACCUUGAAUGGAAACACACAGUACAGGCUUCAUGCAACCAAUCAAAAUACUGUGGAUAUUUUUCGUGUGAAAUCCGAAAGAAAAGUAAUGCAAGAUGGAAGAACCUAGCAGCCCAAGAUCACAAGAACCGGACAGUCGUUGGACUUGUAAAAUAUGUACCCUGAUCAAUUCCGGUCAGGUCCACUCCUGUCAAGUCUGUGAAGCACUUCGUCCUGAGGAUGAACCGGUCGUGGUGGAUCUGACAAAACAGGACGGUGAUCCUGGCCUUGGGCAACCAUCGCCUGCAAGGGAUGUACCUGCAAUGUUCAGAGCUGCAAAGAACUAUAUUUCAGACCAGAUAAUUCCCGGAAUAAUCAAUUCUUUCAGCCCACCAUCGAGCCCUCGUUCUCCGUCAGAGUUGGGGAAAUCCCGUGACACGUUGCCUAUAUCUCCAAGAAAAGGCAAAGGGAUCAAGGUGGAGCUGAAGACUUCAACAGCAUCUUCAACUAAGGACUGGCAUUGUCAACGCUGUACAUUUACAAAUGAAGAAACAGCUGUAUUUUGUGGCAUGUGUGGUAGCAGGCGCUUGCCAUUUGUUCCGACUGAGAUACCUGACCAUCUUGUUUCUCCCGCCCCUAUCGCUGCCACUGCAUUUCCUUUCCCUGAACAACCUUCUGAGCUCGAAAAGAAACCCAUCCCUGGUUUGAAUCAUCAGAGUGACAUCCGGGGAGCAUCGGGAGGGGCUUCACCAGAAUCACCCUUCUAUGCUUCAUCAUCAUCCUCAUCUCCUGUGUGCACUCCGGAGGGAUUGGAUGAAAAUAUCAUUGACUUGACUGAAGAUGACAUGGAACCAUCGUCCCCGGGGACUGUUGCAGGCGAUGACACCAAGAAGUACCAGCACAGGACGGCAGUUCGACGGAAAGGUUGGUCGUGUCAGCAGUGUACCUUGAACAACGAAGAAAACUGCAAGGAGUGCAAAGCAUGUGGAUGCAGAAAGUCCAUUCAGGAGGAAGUCAAUGGCAGCAUGUUUCAGCCAAAGGAAAACGAGUGGGCGUGUCAUGUCUGUACUUACAUCAACUUGGACGAGAUGGUUCAGUGUUGCAUGUGUGAAACCCAGCGGCCUUCUGUCAGUGGGGCCGUAGGAGGUGCCGUGUGGAGUUGUUCUGUCUGUAAGUCCAUGAACCCUGAUGAUGCAGCGAGUUGUCAGAAAUGCAGCAAUGAACCCUUCGUGGAUGGGGAGACCACUGUUCAGCGUAGAGCCUUUAAGAGACAGAAGAGUGUCAUGACGGAAUCGAAGAGGAAGCAAGAUGUGGCAGCAGCUCUGGAGAGGCUUAAUACCAUCAGACAGUCCUGUAAAAUGCUUAAAACAGAGUUUAUUGAUGACAGUUUUCCACCCAAUGUAGACUCCUUGUUUUUCAAGUCGUCUCCUUCCGGGAAGCAGCCCAAAGAUUUUCUGUGGCUACGUCCCUCUGCGGUUCAACUCAAAGCUAGAGAUGAUAGCCCUCUUUCCUGGGAGGUGUUUAGGAAUCCUAAACCGAGUGACAUAUCGCAGGGAUUGCUCGGAAAUUGCUGGUUCCUAAGUGCCCUAUCUGUUCUUGCGGAGCGAGCAGAUCUACUGAAGCGUAUCAUGAUAACCCAUGAGGUGAACCAAGAAGGGGCUUACCAAGUUCGGUUGUGCCGAGAUGGCAUCUGGGACAUGGUCCUUGUAGAUGAUCUCUUGCCUUGUCAGGAACAAGGUUUCUUGGUGUACUCUAAGGCAAAGAGGAAGCAGCUAUGGGUGCCAUUGAUAGAGAAAGCCUUGGCCAAGAUGAGUGGUUGUUACGAAGCAUUGACUGCGGGAAGAUGCAUCGAGGGCCUGGCUACUCUGACAGGUGCACCAUGUGAGAGUGUGCAGUUACACCCAACUGGGAAAGGUCGGAAGCCAGCAGAUCCUAACCUGGUAUGGGCGAAGCUGUUGAGUGCCAAAGAAGCUGGUUACCUAAUGGGAGCAUCUUGUGGUAGUGGUAAUAUGAAGAUUAACCCACAACUUUACCAAGAUGUGGGACUAAGACCAAGACACUCAUACUCUGUGCUCGAUAUCCAGGACAUUUGUAACAACAGAUUGAUUCAGCUGCGGAAUCCAUGGGGUCAUUUCUCCUGGAAUGGGGCUUGGUCAGAUGGCUCUGCUUUGUGGACUGACGUCAUGAAGGAGGCCCUCAUGGUCCAUGGUGCGAGUGAGGGAAUCUUCUGGAUGUCGCUUGAUGACAUGAUAAAGUACUUCGACUGCAUCGACAUCUGUAAAGUUCGACCAGAGUGGUCUGAAAACAGACUAGAAGGGACUUUCCCUCCCUCCUCAGCCAUGCCUAUGAAGGUCACCAUACUCAAGGUCACCGAAGCCACGGAAGUAGAUUUCACUAUCUACCAGACAUGGAGGAGGCUGGAGAAAGCAUCUAGAAACCCACUUGACCUGACCUUGAUAGUCAUGCGUUCCAUGGGCAUGACGACCAGAAAUAUGUCAAAGGUCAUGACCUUCUGUAAGCGUCAACUGAGAGCGUUUGUAGGUUGCAGUGCUUUUUUGGACCCGGGGAUCUAUGUGAUUGUACCUCUUGCUUUCAACCAUUGGAAAACGGGACAGCCAACCGGAGGUCCAUCUAAACCAGCGGUCAACAACGGCAAUGCACACAACUACACGCUAGCGAUACACAGUGCAAAGCCCAUAGAAGCAAGGCAGAUGACGGGUUCUAGUAGCUGUUUGGCUGAUUCUGUGAUACAACUCGCAAUUCAGAAAGGCAAGAGACACGAGGGUCGAGAAGGGGUAACAUGUUACUACCUAGACCAUGGCUGGGCGGGGAUAUUCAUCGUGAUUGAGAAUCGUCGGCCCGACUCAAACCUCCACAUCAAAUGCGACUGCAAUGGAAGCUUCAAUGUGACCUCGACAAGAGGGGAUCUGGUCACAGUGGACUGCGUACCAAAACUGCACAGGCAAGUGUUAACGGUUUUAACUCAAGUAGUUGAUUCAACUUACACGAUAUGUCAUCACAUCACCCAUCGUCUCUCGGCUAGCAAAGACCUCCAUCCCUGGGCGCCGUCUGGGCUCGUCAACUCGCCAAUCCUGACUAAUGACAUCUCUGGUUUGCACAGUCCUAGACCAAUAUGAACUUGCAUGUCUGUCUCAAUUCGUGGCUCUGUCACAUCGUUCCGCGCAACUCAUCUGCAACAAGGUCUUGAGCAUUUUCAAAGCUUUUCUGCAUGCAAAUCAGUCUUGCGUGCACUUCUGCAGGCAACUGCGUGUGGGAUACGUGCGAGAUACUGUCAAUGCGGGCGGCCUGUUGGCGACUUGCGGGUAGCAAAAUGGUUACCAGCAAGCCACAUGGAAGGCUUGCAUGGAACGAUGUGACAGGGCCUAUUAUAGUCUUUAUGCUUUUGGCAUUGUCCAGCCGUCAAAACAUAUCUCUGUAGAGAUUACAGACUACUACUACUAUGUGAAGACUGCUUCUACUUAGUUUAGUUUAUUUCACAAAUGAGAAUGUCCUGUAUAACCUUGAUUUUCUAGUCGUCGAAAAUCUAGGAUGACAUGCGCUUAGUAACCAUUUGAUUAUUGAAUUCUGCAUUGUCAAUAGGGGAGAUAAUGGGAUCGUCUCUGUAUGUUCCCAGUAGAAAACGGAUUAACGCAUUUGAUGGCAUCUUGCGCCGACUUUCUGAGGACAUACGUGCUGACAGCAGUGUGCAGAUUGCCGUCUGCAUUCAACAGGGUAACACAUCAUGCUGCAGUAUUCGAUAUUAGAUCUAGCAUUUUGCUAAGAGGGGAGUUGGACCAGUUGGUCUGACCCAAUGACCAUGAGCUGCGGUGUACUGCUUUCUACCCCAGUUCCCUUCUGUAGAUCCGCCACUGAAUAUGCCUGCGCGACCUUCAUAAGCAGGUAAGGGGGUAAUGGAGUUUGAUCCCCCCUCUUUUCUCUUAAUAGGUUUGUUUUGUUUUUAGAAAGCCAAAGGUUCAAGGGGUUCAAACCUCUAAAUCCCCCUCUAGAUCUGCCAUUGUGUGAGAUCAACGACCGCCAGUCUUGACCACUCAUUCUAGUAAAUAAAAAAUCCUGAUAUCAACGAGUGUCGUGUCUGCUACAUGCCAUGGAUACAUCAGCUGUUUCACUGUCAAAUAUUGGAAAAAAUACAAUAUAGUCAAACGUGUGUUAGUGGCCACAUUUCUAUAGCAGCCACCUGCCUAUAGUGACCACUAAAAUCUGAUUUCCAUGGAGGCAGGUUUGUGUGUAUAAGAGCCUGUCUAUAGCAGCCACCUGCCUAUAGUGACAACUAAAACCGAUUACCAUGGAGGCAGAUUGUGUGUAUAAGAGCCUGUCUAUAGCAGCCACCUGCCUAUAGUGACAACUAAAACUAAUUCCCAAGGAGGCAGUUUGUGUGUAUAAGAACCUGUCUAGAGCAGCCACCUGUAUAUAAAGGACACAUGCUGCGUUUCCCUUCGAGGUGGUCACUGUAGACAGGUUUCUUUGUGUGUAGUUGGGCAUUUCAAUAACGUAACCCGUUUGGCCGACUGGUUGAUCAACCCCCACUUUUCUCCUUCACAUGCUGCUCAAGCCAUAAUGAUCUGAUAGCUUUAGAAUUUUUCAUAUGAACUGAAACAAAAUACCCAAAUCAUUUCCAAAAGGUCCUACAUGUAUAGACGGUCGGGUGUGCAUACUUCAUGGAAUGAUCCAGUUUAUCCAGAAGUAGAUUAAGUUGCAAUAGAACGACCAGUGCCUCCAUGAGUAUUGAUUAGCAAAAGCAAUACACUAUGCAUAAUAAUAAUAAUCUGCUUUUAUAUAGCUCUUAAAUGCAUCGGCACGACGUGUCUAAGCGCUUUACAGAUAUAUUAUUACCCCGGACAUCGGAUUCAAUCAGUCAUUCCCACACACAAUGUGUGCACAUCCUCCACUCCCUGGGGAGUAUUCCAGUCAGUCGCCGGUGAGGCGCACACAGUACUGGACAAGCUACAAUGACUUUCACAUCCUACCGGGUACCCAUUUAGCUCCUGGGUGGAGAGUUGCAAAGUGUGGAUUAACGCCUUGCCAAAGGACGCCAGACCGCGGUGGGAUUCGAACACACGACCCUCUGUUUACAAGGCGAGAGUCAGAACCACUACACCACGGCUCCUCCACAUGAUAUAGUUUAGCAUGAAGUUUACACAUGAUCUUGUAAAAAAAUGUGUAUUCAAAACAAUGGUGUACAUUUUCAUUUGAUUCUACAUGUACAUAUUGGAAAGUAAAGAGAAUCAGGUAAAUAUAUAUUUAUAUACCGGUAGAUGUUUCGAUGUUUUUGGAAAAUGAACAGGUACAUGUAUGUAUUUUCCAGGUUUAUCUAAACUUUCUACCCAAUUUCACGCAUUUACAUUUAUGUACUGUACAUAAAUCCCAAUAUAUACUGUAUAUGAUGUUUUUACACAUACCAGUCUGUGUAUUCAUAUUUAUAAUAGAUAAAUAUUUUGAGAGAUUCUGUCUCUAAAAUGUUUAGAGCUUGCAAGAAUAUAUUGUACAAUUGGAAUAUCUUAUAAGGGGAUGUAUACAUAUAUUUGAGUCGGAGGUUAUAUAGUAGGAAUUUAUUUGUAAAACUCCUUUGAGUACUGGUAUACAAUAUUCAGAUAUAGGUGCAAUCGAGUGUAACUAGAAAAUCUUUUUAGGUAAAAAAACACAACUCUGUCUUGACUUUCAACAUUUUUUAUUGCAUAUUUCUAAAUCAUAUCUUUUGUCACAGUUUUUUUUAAAUCUCAAUUUUUCCUGUGAAUGUGCAGUAUAUCCAGUACUAGUUAUAUGCAUUCAUUUGCUGAUUGUCACAACUCGCGGCAAGUCUAUUCAUUUAUUACCAUUUUUUAUAGUAGAAGUAGAUCAUUAUAGUGACUGAAAAAUGAAUAUAUUCUAUAUAUGUAUGAGAAAUGCAUUGUGUGAUUGACUGAUUGUUGUGAGGAAAGUGAUGGCUUGACCCUGUCUAUAUACCAAAAUUCAUCAGAAAGGAAAGAUGUAUAUACUGAGUCGAAUGGCCCUGGAUUUAAAUCAGUUAACUUUAACUUUGGUAUGUGGAAGCCAGCAAAGCUUUAGUUCUCGGAUAUUUUAUCUCGCCAUGUCAACGUAACAACCUUAUUGUGUCGAGAUGGUGAGAUAUGUUGUCAUGCCAAGUUGACUUAUGGCCCUGGAUUUAAAUGGAUUUGAAUCAGUUAACUUUAACUUUGGUAUGUGGAAGCCAGCAAAGCUUUAGUUCUCGGAUAUUUUAUCUCGCCAUGUCAACGUAACAACCUUAUUGUGUCGAGAUGGUGAGAUAUGUUGUCAUGCCAAGUUGACUUAUGAACAGUUACACUGGUACAUUGUCAGGGCAAGGUCAUAGCUCACCAUGAUGAUAUAACUUAUAAAUGGACUUGGCAAGAUCAUCAUCUCGUCUUCUCAUCAAGUAGUAUGCCCUUGCAAUUUAUGUAAGAAGGGGCCAAUAAUUUGCAAAACAGAAAUAUUACAUAUUUUUAAUAAAUAGCUAGUAUGUUUAAUUUUGUACAUGCAGGUGCUUCAUGAGCUUUCAGCUUGAUUGUGUGAUGUGAGCGGAAUGUAGUAGCAGUAUUAUUUUUGUUACAGUAGUAAGUAAUAGUUUGUAAUAUUUGUUCGGUUGCCCAGUUAUGUUACAUCUCGGCCCGUUAGCUCGUAUAAAGUAAUUGUAUAUGAUUGUUCUAUGCAUAUGGUUCAAAUGAUUGUUCAUUUUUUUUUGCAUUUGUUCAUGGUCAUCUAGGCUUAUGUUUUAUUAUGUUUAUACAGUUGGUGGGAUAGUUAUACAGUGCUUUCCAGAAAAAAAGAAACCAGGAUUUCCAUGUCUUUUUUUCUCCAAAGGAAAAUGAAUUAUGAUAUGUCAUUUACAUCAUACAAUUCAAUUAUUUCUCUAUAUUUUGAUACCUAAUAUGAUAUGAACACUUCUUGCAUUAGUAAGCAAGACUAGUUUGAAAUUAUAUUGUCAAAAUCAGGUUGCAAAGAAAAAUUUGACAAGAUUGGUUCGUGAUACGAUGACCAUGCUUAUUUAACGAUUGGCUCAUUAGCAUUUAUUUUGUAUUCUUAAGUUUUUCUCAGUGAUCCCUAAAAUGAUAGUGGAUUCAUAUUCUCACGUGAGUUUCUGCGCAAAUCAUUUCUGAUAUAAUGCCUCAGUAUUUAUUGAUCGUAAUCUGUGCCAUGCGUGAAGGAUUUGCUUAGCUGUUGGUCUCAAAUUAUAGACGAGAUUCCACUCUUACCAUAAGUAUCAAAUUUAUAGUAAACACAUAUUUAGUCAUUGUGAACUCUAUCUCUGAAAACCGGUUUCCUUUUUUUUUUGAUGCACUGUACAAGGUAUGUCUUAGAUUUCAAUUUUUGUUGACCCAUACAUGUAUGUGUGCUCCUUGUAUACACCAAGCUAAGAAAAAAUUGUAUUUUUUUCCAUGUAGGUUUUUUAUGCCACCAUCUUAUGUACAUCUGCCCUGAAACCUAUGCAAAUAAUGCAAUUGGUAUUUAGUUGCCAAUAAAUUGGAGAAAGGUUUUACAAUUCAAUAGUUAUAAAAAAUCAGUGCGAGCUUUCAUGUUUGAUACACUAAGGAAAACAAAUAUGGCAUGUAAAUAUUUAUUCAGUUUGGGGAUUUUACAUUGAAAUUUGAAAUGUCACGUAAAUAACGAACAAGUUCAGAACAAUCUUCAUUGUUUAUACUCAGUAAAAAUGUCAGAAUUAUGAUCAUAUUUGCUUCAUAGUGCUGUAUAUCUUGGCUAUUUAAGUUGAUAGCUAUUUCAUGUUAUAUACAGUGGUGCCAGAAAGUUAGUGAACCCCGUCACAAUAUGCACUCAUUCACGCUGAGUGUGAAAUGUAGACAACAAACAACACUACAAUGUCGGACGAGCCUUUCUUGAAUGGAAUAUUUUAUCACCCGACUUCACGUUUAAAAAUCUAUAACAUGGCAGAACUGAUGGGGUUCACUUACUUUUUAGCACCACGUUACAGGUACAUGUAUUCAAAACUACUUUGGAGUGUAGCUCAGAACAGUGGUAUUAUUAUUGACAAGAAAAACAACUUCCGUCUUUUUAUCUAUAACAUUAUGAAAGUGCAAGACAGGCCACAGUUCUUUUAAAGUUAGUUUUCAAUGUCAGACGGCUGCAUUGUGAUGGAACAGUCUAUGUACUUACAUGCAAAUACUUUUUUUUUAUUACAAGCAGUGAAGGUCAUUCAUCUUUGCUCACUACUCGUCCUGAAGCUCGGUUUUAUGUUUUUGUGUGCUUGCUUGAACAUGUCAUGUGCAAGAACUCUGUAACAGAUCAAACACAUUCACACUGCAUUCAUAGGAAUUAAAAUAAUAAUGGUGAUAAAAACCUCAAGUUCUCAGAGAUGCAUCAUACCAUAUAAUCAUUAUGUCUUUGGGAGAAGUGAGUUCUUAUACGACAGCAAAUAUUUUAAUAUCUAUAAAGGUAUAUGUUUAAAGUAGAUUUAUAUGUGCAAUUUAUCUGCUUUCUCGCGGCUCGUCGAUGUCAUUUAUUUUCGUACCAAAGAAUUCCCUCCGACUGUACAUGUAGAUAUUGCAUAUUUUUGUAUGAUUUGAUAGCAAAUGGUGGUAUGGUCCUUCACUUUUUGUACUCAGAAAGAAUAAAUAUGUUGUUGGCAAUGAAACUUA
This is a messenger RNA of Lytechinus pictus (painted urchin), 8695 nucleotides long. RefSeq names its product calpain-15-like. Gene Ontology annotation, cellular component: cytoplasm. The transcript has 13 exons. Gene Ontology annotation, molecular function: calcium-dependent cysteine-type endopeptidase activity. Gene Ontology annotation, biological process: proteolysis. NCBI's taxonomy places the organism in Eukaryota, Metazoa, Echinodermata, Echinoidea, Temnopleuroida, Toxopneustidae. The record is from RefSeq and is a predicted model, not a curated record. Bases 188 to 3208 code for a protein of 1006 amino acids.